This is a messenger RNA of Cyprinodon variegatus (sheepshead minnow), 2885 nucleotides long. RefSeq names its product gamma-aminobutyric acid type B receptor subunit 1-like. Gene Ontology annotation, cellular component: G protein-coupled receptor heterodimeric complex; membrane. Gene Ontology annotation, biological process: gamma-aminobutyric acid signaling pathway; G protein-coupled receptor signaling pathway. The transcript has 18 exons. The coding region runs from base 336 to 2885 and encodes 849 amino acids. The record is from RefSeq and is a predicted model, not a curated record. Gene Ontology annotation, molecular function: G protein-coupled GABA receptor activity. Lineage: Eukaryota; Metazoa; Chordata; Actinopteri; Cyprinodontiformes; Cyprinodontidae.
UCCGCAGAAAAAGGCGCGCGGCUGUUUCGGGCUGUGAUGGUUUUUCUCUCCGUGACGUCGGAGGCUGCGUGGAUCCGCGUGGGGAUGAGAUCCAGGAUCGGGGCUGGUUUCCAGCUCUGUCGGUGUGGAAGCGAUCAGGAACCUCCAUCAUCAUCAUCAUCAUCAUCAUCAUCAUCAUGUUGCAGGAGCAUGAAGGAGCUUCCAGCCUGAUCCGCUGCUCCUCGGAACCAAACUCCGCUCCGGUUCCGGUCACGUGUUGAGCUCCUCAGAAAGCUUCCUCAGCCUGGCCCGGUUCGGUUCGGUUCGGUUCGGCUCGGUUCGGCUCACCUUGAAGCAUGCUGCUCCUCCGCUGUUCUCUCAUCCUCCCUCUGCUCCUCUGGCUCCGGCCGUCCGCAGGGAAGAAGAAGCUCUACAUCGGAGCGCUGUUCCCCAUGAGCGGCGGCUGGCCGGGCGGCCAGGCCUGCAUGCCGUCCGCCCAGAUGGCCCUGGACCUGGUGAACGGGCGCAGCGACAUCCUGCCGGACUACGAGCUGGAGCUCAUCCACUUCGACAGCAUGUGUGACCCUGGAGAAGCCACCAAGCUGCUGUAUGACCUUCUCUACACUGAGCCAAUCAAGAUCGUCCUCAUGCCCGGCUGCAGCGGCGUCUCCACCAUCGUGGCUGAAGCUGCUCGGAUGUGGAACCUGAUAGUGGUGUCUCCUCCCCGCCCCUCUGCUGGCUGCAGAUUCUCUCCCGCAGUCAAAGGGACGCGUCUGUCUUCAUCCGCCGCCACCGCCGCCCUGCCGCGACCCGCUGUCACAGCUGGUCGCUCCUCUGAUCAUGAAUGUUCCUCUGAUCCAUCCUCUGCUGCUGAGGUCUGUGCUGAUGGUCUUCAUCUCACAGGUGAACUCCCACUGCUGGACCUAAAGCUGGAGGCGGGGCUUCAGUGGAGGAGGAGGAGCUUAACUUCUGCAUUUAAAGCUCCAUCUCUAUCCUUGGCUGAUCUCAUGGAGCAGGAGGAGCAUGAGGAGCAGCAGGAGCUCCAUCAUCUUACUCUGGAUGAUCUGGAGCAGAGGGUGAAGGAGGCGGGCAUAGAGAUCAGCGUUCGUCAGAGCUUCCUCACCGACCCGGCUGUCGCUGUCAAGAACCUGAAGCGCCAGGAUGCCAGGAUCAUUGUGGGGCUCUUUUAUGAAACAGAAGCCAGGAAGGUGUUCUGUGAGGUGUUCAAAGAGAAGCUCUACGGGAAGAAAUAUGUCUGGUUCCUGAUUGGCUGGUACGCCGACAACUGGUUCAAGAUCAAAGACCCUGCCAUCAACUGCACGGUGGAGAACAUGACGGAGGCCGUGGAGGGACACGUGACCACCGAGAUCGUUAUGUUGAAUCCUGAGACUGUUCGCGGCGUCUCCAACAUGACUUCGCAGGAGUUUCUGGGUGCCUUGAUGUCGCGGCUCGGGGGGAAGAACCCAGAGGAGACGGGUGGGUUCCAGGAGGCCCCUCUGGCCUUCGACGCAGUGUGGGCCCUGGCGCUGGCCCUUAACAAGACUGUGGCCCCCCUGAAGGCCAGGGGCCGGCGGCUGGAGGACUUCAACUACAACAACCAUGACAUCACCUCAGAGAUCUACAGAGCGCUGAACACCAGCUCCUUCGAGGGGGUGUCGGGUCACGUGGUGUUUGACGCCCAGGGUUCCAGGAUGGCAAUGACCCUCAUUGAACAACUGCAAGGAGGCAGUUAUAAGAAGAUUGGUUACUAUGACAGCUCCCAGAGGAACCUCUCCUGGUUCAACAACGACGUUUGGAUCGGUGAUAAACCCCCGGCGGACCGGACCGUGGUUCGGGAGGAAUACAGGCUCCUGUCCCAGAAGCUCUUUGCAGCCGUGUCGGUCUUCGCUGGGCUCGGCAUCCUGCUCGGUAUCGUUUGUCUGACCUUCAACAUCUACAACGGCAAUGUGCGCUACAUCCAGAACUCCCAGCCGUACCUGAACAACAUGACCGCCGUGGGCUGCAUGAUGGCGCUGGCUGCUGUCUUCCCUCUGGGCAUCGACCGCCACCACGUCAGGAGGCCCCAGUUCCCUGUCGUCUGCCAGUUCCGCCUGUGGCUCUUGGGUCUCGGCUUCAGCCUGGCUUAUGGCAGCAUGUUUACCAAGAUCUGGUGGGUCCACACCCUCUUCACCAAGAAGGACGAGAAGAAGGAGAAGAAGAAGCCGCCCCUGGAGCCGUGGAAACUCUACUCCACAGUGGGAGUGCUCCUGGCCAUCGACUUCCUGUCGCUCAUGAUCUGGCAGAUCGUGGAUCCUCUGCACAUCACCGUGGAGGUAGAGUACGACACACUGAUGACAUCACCGCCGCCGCCGCCUCAGAGGCUGCAGGCUGAUGAUCUACUGAAUCCACUUCCUGCUCUGAACGCUGCUCCUCUCCCUGCAGGCGUGGUUUACGGCUAUAAGGGUCUGCUGCUGCUGCUGGGCAUUUUCCUGGCCUAUGAGACCAAGUCUGUCUCCACAGAGAAGAUCAACGACCAUCGAGCCGUGGGGAUGGCCAUUUACAACGUGGCUAAAGAGGAGCGGGUGUCUGCCCUUCGCAACCAGCUGGCCGAGCGACAAGCUAUACGUAACCGCCGCCAGCCCACCUCAGGCCAGAACCAGAACCACAACACUCCUCCUCCAGCGUCUCACACCGAUCCCAAGUCUCUGCUGCCCCCUCCGGGGUACUCUCACCCCACCUCAGACAAUCACUCGCUGCCGCCAUCCUUCUCUAACUCCUCCAGUCUCUACCCAGCUGACAGCAAGAUGAGCCGCAACCACUGUCACAACAGCCAGAUCCCGCUGCUCCAAUCAGAAAUGAGGGAAGAGAGCGGCGCCAUGUGGGCCCUGGAACCCGGAGCUUCAGUCGGUCAGAACCACCUUAUGUAG